AUGACAAGAUUGAAGUCGUUGAGAGAUGAUAUUUCUGCAUUAGAAACGGAAGUGGUUAUUCCUAGUCUUAGCAUCCCCAACAGCUUACACCCUGAGUGUCCCUUAUCUGAGAGUAAAAUUGUAUUUCAACACUAUGGGAAAACAAAAAUUGAUAAUACUGAGUGUGUAGAUCAUCUAAAAAUUGGCUCAGCUUUGGAAUGUUUGGAUUUCAUAAAUCCUGUAAUGGUGUACAUUAAGGACAGAGCUUCUCUCUGUGAACAAGCAAUAAUGGCUUAUUUCAAUGACUCUCUAGAAAAGUCUGAUUUUAUACCUUUUUGCAAUUCAGACCUUAUUAAAAGUGUAAUUAUUGAAGGAUGUGGGGCUGACUUUGACAAUGCAGAUCAAACAUUUAUUUUAAGCGAAAAAAACCUGCACUUGGUGGGUGGUGCAAGUCUUCAAUCUUUCUGCGCAUUCCUUGCAAAAACAAGUGUGGGUGGAAACAAACUGCCCCUAAAAUUUUAUUCGACAGGUCGUUUAUAUAAACCCUUCAUUAAAAACAACAUUGGACUUUUCUCUGCUGUACAAACAAAUGCUGUUGAAGUUUUCAUUGGUACAACUGAUGAACAGAAAUCCAGAGAUCAAUUUGAUGAAAUGUUGGCCAUUUACAGACGGCUGUAUGAAAGUAUCGGGUUAGACUAUCGUGUGGUUUACUCACCAGUUUCUAAGUUGGAAAACUGGGAGAGUUUAAGGGCUCAAGUGGAACUGUACUCUGUUAGCUGUCGAGAUUAUGUUGCGGUCGCUUCAUUAUCUUUAUCUGGAGAUUUUAUUAGCAAGCGUUUGAGAAUUUACUGGUCUGGUAAAGAUAAACACAAUUUUUUGAACAUCGUUAAUGGAAAAAUGGUUGACACUAAUGUACUGUUAGGAUGUUUGUUUGAACAAAAUGUAAACGAGUUCACUGUACCCGACUGUUUAAAAAAUUAUAUGAUUGUAUGA
Molecule: messenger RNA, 972 nt
Organism: Macrosiphum euphorbiae (potato aphid)
Lineage: Eukaryota; Metazoa; Arthropoda; Insecta; Hemiptera; Aphididae
Source: the annotation of a GenBank genome assembly